Orcinus orca (killer whale) is the source of this 1941-nucleotide messenger RNA. It is a transcript of the gene ANXA13, whose product is annotated as annexin A13. Gene Ontology annotation, molecular function: calcium-dependent phospholipid binding; calcium ion binding. Gene Ontology annotation, cellular component: cytoplasm. The record is from RefSeq and is a predicted model, not a curated record. Bases 23 to 1009 code for a protein of 328 amino acids. Lineage: Eukaryota; Metazoa; Chordata; Mammalia; Artiodactyla; Delphinidae. The transcript is spliced from 11 exons.
CUGUAGGAGAACUGAUCUCUUAAUGAAAUACAGAACAACUAUCUCUGAAAGAAAGAAAAUGGGCAAUCGCCAUGCCAAAGCGAAAGUUCUUCAGGGUUUUGAUGCUGAUCGAGAUGCCAAAAAGCUAAACAAAGCCUGCAAAGGAAUGGGAACUGAUGAAGCCACCAUCAUUCAAAUCCUAUCAAGCAGGACAUCGAAUGAGAGGCAACAAAUAAAACAAAAGUACAAGACAACGUAUGGCAAGGACCUGGAGGAGGUGCUCAAGAAGGAGCUGAGUGGAUACUUCGAGAAGACAGCCUUGGCCCUUCUGGAACACCCCAGCGAGUAUGCCGCCCGGCAGCUGCAGAAGGCCAUGAAGGGCCUGGGCACGAAUGAGGCGGUGCUCAUCGAGGUCCUGUGCACGAAAACCAAUAAGGAAAUCAUCGCCAUUAAAGAGGCCUACCAAAGAUUAUUUGACAGGAGCCUUGAAUCAGAUGUCAAAGGUGACACAAGUGGAAGCCUAAAAAAAAUUCUGGUCUCCCUGCUACAGGCUAAUCGCGAUGAAGGAGAUAAUGUAGACAAAGAUCUAGCUGGUCAGGACGCCAAAGAUCUGUACGAUGCAGGGGAAGACCGCUGGGGCACGGACGAGCUUACCUUCAAUGAAGUCCUGGCCAAGAGGAAUCACAAACAGUUACGAGCCACCUUUCAAGCCUACCAAGUUCUCAUUGGCAAAGACAUCGAAGAGGCCAUUGAAGCAGAAACGUCAGGAGAUCUGCAGAAGGCCUACUUAACUCUCGUGAGGAGUGCCCGGGACCUCGAGGGCUACUUUGCUGACUGUCUGUACAAGGCCAUGAAGGGUGUGGGGACCGACGAGGAGACCCUCAUUGACAUCAUUGUGACCCAGGCGGAGGUGGACCUUCAGGGGAUAAAAGCCAAGUUCCAAGAGAAGUAUCAGAAGUCUCUCUCUGACAUGGUUCGCUCAGACACCUCUGGGGACUUCCAGAAACUGCUGGUGGCCCUCCUGCACUGAACCGAGUCAGCACAGCAGGAGCACAGGAAGGAACCACCUUUGUCAAGAGCCCCCCCAAACCAGAUUUGCAAAUGCCACUCCAGCAUGAAACACCCUCGAGGGUCCUGGUUUAUUUCCUUGGCAGCCUGAGCCAUGCGGCCGGGGCAAACUGUUUAAGUUAAGGGCAGCAGCCUCAAGACGCUUGACUAGGUCACCCUGAAUGCUGGUUUAGCGAGUAUCUGGGCUGCCUCUUAAUUUUCCUUGAGGGCAGUCACUGAAUGCUUUCUGAGCACAGAUGAAAUCUGCAGUUGAUGAAAAACUAUGCCUUCGUAAUAAAACAUUUAAAAGAAUACGUAUCACACAGGGAUAUGUAUGUUCUGGGUAAAGAGCAAAUGGUUGAAGUACAAGAAAGACCAAAGUGCUCAAUUUCAAAUCCUCCAUGUUAAUGGAAGAUGUGGAUUACGCCUACAUCAGCUGCUUUUCCAAAAACUGGGUUGAUUUGCUUUGGUGUUUGUCCUGCAAAUAAAUGACUUGUGAAAUUUCAACAUAUUUGGAAAAUGCAAACAGUUACAUUUAUUAAUAAUCACCAAGGACAGUCACCAAGGCCAGCGGCAAGGAAACAACUGACUUGCCUAUACGAAACGUAACGAGAGGUAAAAUUCCCUGAUCUGCUACCUGGUUUAAAUGGGUUUUCUUGCUUCUCUAGACAUUUGAGCCAUUUGAGUUUUCCCUCGGAUCUUCAAAUACAACUAGGCUGGGCACAGUGCCAACAGGAUCAAGGUUAAUGGUCUGACUCUCAAAUGGAUUGAUCCUGCACCAAUAGCAUCUCUGUUCCAAGGUGUUUGUCUCAUAGCCACGUGCUGCUACACAUAAAGGGGUCUCUGUCGUGAGAACACGGACACUUUGGUCCAAUAAUUAUAGUUAUCGUUCACUGGAUGAUUAUUUGUGCCCGG